AGUGAUGAAGAAUUCAAAUACACACGCGCACACACACACACACACACACACACACACACACACACACGGUCACAGCUGUUUUUCAGUCCAGGUCUAACUGAAUUUGCACAAUCAUGAUGCCCUGUUUCGUUCUCUUGCUGUUUUGGGGGAUUUCAUCCUGCUCUGCUAACAUCGUCCUAACGGUGGGCUUGAACUUCAGAUUGCCCUGCCUUUAUAAUUCAGACCUUCUAUCUGAGGAGUACUCAUGGAGAUUUGCACCUCAGACAAAUGAAGACCCAGGAAACCAGAACCUCACUUUUUCUCCACUGAUUGGCAUAGAUAAUGAGCUGGUGCUAAAUCCAGUGGAGAACCGUCACGCUGGAAUUUAUGAGUGUGUGGUUUAUGGGUUUUCUAUAAAUGGACGCAUAAAGGUCAAGAAAAGUUUCAAAAUCUCCGUCAUUGAUUCCACACAGGAGAUCAAAAUAAAGCUCUUCGAAAAAACUGAGGGCGAAUCCAUCAAGCUUUCGUGUCUUUUCUCUCAGGAGUCGGUCGACAGCUUGCAGUCUGCUGAUAUUACAUGGUUUAAGAUAAAAGAUGCAGAAAGCUUCGACAAGGAGAAGCUCACACCUCUGCUAAGAGACCAGAGCAUUAUUAAUGAUGAAGAGCAUGAAAACAAGACAGUGAAUUCGCUCAGAAUGGUUUACAGUGCAUCUGGUGUGAACGAAUCGGUCUGGUCUAUUGAACUGGACAAACUGGAAUUAGAUGAUCAAGCUCUGUACCUGUGUGAAAUCAAAAGAAAUUCUCAGACGGAAAGGGUUUACAUGGAGCUUUUGGUGAACCCUGCUCCACCUCCUCUCUGUUUUAACCAAUCACACGCUUGGGAGGCGUGUCCUGAUCCCGACAGCAAGUCAACCCCUGCGAUUGUUAGGGAGUCUCUGACCCACUUCUCCCUCAAUCUUUAUAAAAAUCUCAACCAGAUGAAUCCUAAAAGUAACCUGCUCUUCUCACCAAUCAGCAUCGCUAUGCUGCUGUCUCACCUGCUGCUGGGGACUCGAGGAGAGACGAGAGAUGGUCUGGAGCGUAGUCUUUCCCUACCCGUUCAUUUCUCCUGCAUUCACUCUGAAAUGAAGAAGCUGAGAAGCAAGACCAAGGACUCGAUUCUCAUCGCCAACCGGAUAUUUUUCCACCCUGACCUCAAUCUCCUUGACAUUUUCGUCAACCAAUCACAGGAGUUCUACGACUCCGUGCCCCAUAAACUGACCAAUAACAGUGAGGCGAACACUAAUCUGAUCAACAGCUGGGUAGCAAGUCAAACGCAGAACAGAAUAAAGGAGCUGGUGGAUUCCGUCGAUGAAGAGACCCAGAUUAUUUUACUCAACGCUGUUUACUUUAUUGGUAAAUGGAAGACAGUGUUUGAAGUCAGAGACGGAGAGUUUACAACGUUUUCAGGAGAGCUGCUGUCCGUACCCACUCUCUACAGCUCCAACUAUAAUCUGGCCAACAGUUACAUACAAGAAUUCAAAGCCCAGGUGGGAAAGUUCCCUCUCUCGGGGAAGAACAGUUUGUACAUCAUGCUGCCGCUGUCGGAGAGUGAAAGGCUGAAGGACAUGGAGGCAGCGCUGACUGAGAAUAACAUCCGAAUGAUGGUGAAGGAAAUGUCCUCUAUCGUCCCUACCAUCUCUGAGGUCUUACUGCCCAAAGUGAAGCUCCUAGUGAACACUAAUGUCUACCAGCUUCUCAAGAAACUAGUGCCACCAAGUUUAUUUGAUGACCCUAACCUGUGUGGAAUGUUUGAUCAGAGCAGCUCCGUUCCCCUGAAUGAAGCUCGUCAUCGUGCGUUCCUGUCCCUCACUGAGAAAGGAGUGGAAGCUGCGGCCGCCAGCAGCUUGUCAUUUUCACGCUCCUUCAGCAGCUUCAGUGCCAUGAGGCCUUUUAUCCUGAUCCUGUGGAACGAGGAGAUCAGCAUCCCGCUGUUCAUAGGCAAAGUUCUUUAUCCGGAGAAGUAAAACUAACACAGAGCUUUCGCUUGUUUCGUUAGCUGAGGAUUUACACAACAAACGUGUAUCAUCUUCAUCCUCAUCUACUACUGCAAUGCAAUAAAUUCUACCAAUCUA
Silurus meridionalis is the source of this 2093-nucleotide messenger RNA. It is a transcript of the gene serping1, whose product is annotated as serpin peptidase inhibitor, clade G (C1 inhibitor), member 1. Gene Ontology annotation, molecular function: serine-type endopeptidase inhibitor activity. Lineage: Eukaryota; Metazoa; Chordata; Actinopteri; Siluriformes; Siluridae. The record is from RefSeq and is a predicted model, not a curated record. Gene Ontology annotation, biological process: negative regulation of endopeptidase activity.